Messenger RNA from Hyla sarda, 810 nucleotides. It is a transcript of the gene HOXC12, whose product is annotated as homeobox C12. The transcript is spliced from 2 exons. Bases 1 to 810 code for a protein of 269 amino acids. The record is from RefSeq and is a predicted model, not a curated record. Gene Ontology annotation, biological process: regulation of DNA-templated transcription. Gene Ontology annotation, molecular function: DNA-binding transcription factor activity, RNA polymerase II-specific; sequence-specific double-stranded DNA binding. Lineage: Eukaryota; Metazoa; Chordata; Amphibia; Anura; Hylidae.
AUGGGAGAGCAUAAUCUGCUGAAUCCCGGCUUUGUGGGACCGCUGGUCAAUAUUCACACGGGCGACACCUUCUAUUUCCCCAAUUUCAGGACCUCAGGGGGGCAGUUACCUGGGCUGCCCUCCUUGUCCUAUCCUAGAAGGGACAAUGUCUGCUCCCUGCCCUGGGCAUCCACAGAGCCCUGCAAUGCCUACCCACAGCCCUAUCUCAGCAGCCCCAUUAACCCUUCCUACAGCAGAGCCUGUGAUUUAUCCAGGGUGCAGGAUGCCAAGUGCUACUACCGGGAAGCAUGCCCUGAUGCCCCCGACCUGAAGAGAGAGGAGCGCCUGAGAGACACUAAUGUCCUGAUGCCCCUGGACGGAGGGAUCCCUAAUGGCAUGGGCGCCAGCACUUUUCAUAAAUACGACUAUGGGGCAGCAGAUGUCACCCCUCACGACCCUCCAUCCUGCCAGUCCUUGGAGUCUGACUCCAGCUCGUCCCUGGUCAAUGAGACCCCCAAGAAUCAGAGCAGUGAAGCGGUGACAAUGACUUCUCCCACUACCAACCCUGGCAGCAGCAGCCUCCCAUCCACUGGUGCCCCCUGGUACCCCAUGCACACCAGAUCUCGCAAGAAGAGGAAGCCAUAUUCUAAGCUCCAGUUAGCUGAAUUAGAAGGAGAGUUUAUGGUCAAUGAAUUUAUCACCAGGCAAAGGAGGAGAGAACUGUCUGACCGACUGAGUCUCAGUGACCAGCAGGUCAAGAUCUGGUUCCAGAACCGAAGGAUGAAGAAGAAGAGACUCCUCAUGAGGGAGCAGGCUAUGUCCUUCUUCUAA